CUCCUCCAGCCUACAUCAGCCCGGCUGACGGGAUGCUCUGCUGAGAGACCUGAAGGACUUCACAGCGACAACAGAAUUAUGCUUAUUUUCUGUUCAGGUUUCUGAGAAUUUUGAAAAAAUGUCUGGAUUUUUCCAAAUGUUGAGAAAGAAAAAGGAGCUGAUCCCUCUGAUUGGGUUCAUGACUUUGGCUGCAAUGGGAGCCACGUCUGCUGCUACCUACUUUCUAUUGACUAAACCUGAUGUUAUUAUAAAUAAGACCAAAAACCCAGAACCAUGGGAGAGAGUCGACCCAUCAAAACCCCAAAAGCUCCUCACCAUCAAUCAGCAGUGGAAACCAGUGGAGGAAUUGCAGCUGGUGAAAAGUCUCACCAAGUAAAAAACAAAGAAAUGCCAGACAGAUCCUUGGUCUGCCUGCCUGCCUGUCUGUCUGCCUGUCUGCCCCCCCAUCAGUCUAACAGAAUCCUUUCUGCACAAACUAGGAUGCUUUGACAGUCAGUGUGCGGAAAUGCUUCUGCUCCACUGGUGGGGUUUCACCCUGCUCAAGGACAUCCAUCCACAACUGUAGAAAGCUAUUAUAUUAGUUAACACACCCUGGGCUGCUGUGAUAACAGCUAGAGGUAUUUUAAAAACUGACGGAGAAGUUAAUAUCACAGCAACGCAGAUGUUCUUACAGGUGAUAUGAGUGUACGAUAUUGUCUAAAUGUGAAGGGCGAAAUGUGAGAAAUGUACUGUACAGUGUCAAUAAAUUAUUGUUGUGAUUAUG
Messenger RNA from Acanthopagrus latus (yellowfin seabream), 763 nucleotides. RefSeq names its product chromosome 4 C15orf48 homolog (gene coxfa4l3). Bases 119 to 376 code for a protein of 85 amino acids. The record is from RefSeq and is a predicted model, not a curated record. NCBI's taxonomy places the organism in Eukaryota, Metazoa, Chordata, Actinopteri, Spariformes, Sparidae. The transcript has 5 exons.